AUGUCCACAGACUAUGAUGACGAAGACUACUAUCUUCCGCUAGAAGAUCAGCGUGUUUUUGGCGCUGGGAUCCGGCGCAAAAGAGUACCCUUCGUGCGCUCGGGAGAGUUGAAUACUACGGCAGCCUCAUCCAAGUCUGGCACCAAUAUCGCAAAUGCAUACCUCUCAAUCGUACUGAAGCAGGGAAAUAAAUCAUUCACAUCUCCAUCCACACCUACUCAUACAGACUCAUCCGAGAACCCAAUACCGCCACCCAGAACUACUCAUUCCGCCCCGCCAACACCUAAGGCUAUCCAUACACCUCCAGCCUUCACCGAUACUACCGAGCCUCAAGCCAAAGCACCCGAGCAAUAUUGCGACGUAUGCAAUCUACCCCUCUCAGACCCACAGCAAUCGCAAUCACAAGCAACAUCUUCCCGUCCCCACGAAGCCUCUCUAGCCCACCAAGUCUGUCUCAAACAUUCCCACCCACCCAGCCACCUCGACCGCACCCGUGCAGGAAUGCGCUAUCUGUCAACCUACGGCUGGGAUCCAGAUAGCAGACUCGGUCUCGGUGCAGCGGGGCGCGAAGGUAUCCGGGAGCCACUGAAGGGUCGAAUCAAGCAUGACAAAGCGGGAUUAGGGUCGGGGCUUGAUAAAGAUGGGGAUCCGUUAAAGGUUCCUGCGCCGGUGAAGAAUAAGAUUGUCAAGUUGAAUGCGAAGGAGGUGAGGAAGAAGGAGGCUGAAGCGAAGAGGAAAGGGGAGAAGAUGCGGAAUUUAUUCUUUCAGAGUGAUGAGGUUUUGAAGUACCUCGGGGAGAGUGCUUAG
Messenger RNA from Penicillium odoratum, 807 nucleotides. Its product is annotated as putative G-patch domain protein. Gene Ontology annotation, molecular function: nucleic acid binding. NCBI's taxonomy places the organism in Eukaryota, Fungi, Ascomycota, Eurotiomycetes, Eurotiales, Aspergillaceae. Bases 1 to 807 code for a protein of 268 amino acids. The transcript has a single exon. The record is from RefSeq and is a predicted model, not a curated record.